AUGACCCUCGUUGAUAUCAACCCAUUUGGAUCAGAUAAUACAGUGUGUCACAUUCUUUUAGAACUUGAUAACAAAAAAAUGAUAGCUGCCAAAGAAACUGCUAUCAAUUUUUGUACCAAAAGAAUUUCUCUUACUAAUAUUAGGCCAGAAAUUCUCACUGAGCCAAAAGCUGCUCUUUUGAUGCUGAAUUUAGCCAGAACUUGCUUCUUUGCUGUUUGCAAGAUGCUUGCGAAUAGCCAAGUCAGGUUUCAACAAAUUGAAUCACAAAUAUCAGCUUCAUGUCAUUGCUUCGUAAUAAGUGGACACAAGACAGAGAAAGCGAAUUCUAAAAUACUAUUUGGUUGGAAAAUAGUACCAGAAGAAACUUAUGUUAUGAUUGAACAAUUCUUUUUAGAUUUGGCUGAAAAGCAUAUGUUAAGCGAUAAUUUGGCACUGGUUGAGAAAAUUGAAGUUCGAUGUGGAAGCUCAAAAGUCUCUGUUAAUCAAAAUGUUAAUCUUGAAUCUGAACAAGAUAUGGAACAUUUAUGGGAGUUAGUACUUGAAGUGGAUGAUUCAUUAGUACCUGAAGACAUGUUUAAGAAACAUAUUGAAAAUAAGUCCCGUAUUCUUGAGUUCAUAAGUCAUUGUUGUCGUUCAAGAAACUAUUUUUUUGAAAUUAGAAAGUGUCAAGCAGCUGAAACUGGUUGUGUGAUCUGUAAAUUGCCACGGAGUAAGUCUGAUGCGUUUUCAAAGUUAUGGUCCUUUCCUGACCCUAUUCCUAAAGCAAAUGAAGACCAUUAUAUGUUAUUUUAUGAAAUAUAUGGCAAAGAUACUACUAAAAAUACUGACCAUCUUUGUUUCAGAAAGCCAAUGCAUCUAAAUUAUCAUCAACCUUCACGACUAUCAGUAGUCUUGGUAUUAAUGGUAUGGGUUUUAGUCCCCGGGCACAAUCUGCAGCAAAUGUGUACGUUUUGGUUAAAUGCAUCGAGUGUAAUCGACCACAGCACAACAUUUUAUGAAAUAUCAGAUCUUGCAAAAGCCAACUUAUCUUUAUUUUUAAAUGAUGACAAUUGUAACAUAGAAAAUGACUUGAUUGAACUUCAAAAUGUAAGUAAUAGUAUGCAUGAAGAUGACGAUAAUGACAUUGAAGAUGUGGAAGACUAUGAUGAGACUGUCGAUGAAUCACCUACAGAACAAUAA
Molecule: messenger RNA, 1179 nt
Organism: Cetraspora pellucida
Lineage: Eukaryota; Fungi; Glomeromycota; Glomeromycetes; Diversisporales; Gigasporaceae
Source: the annotation of a GenBank genome assembly